AUGACGGUCGAGGAAUCCUUCGACCAAGUGGAAAAGAUGCUGGAAGAGCACAGACAACAACGCAAAGAACAGAAACCUCGUCGGGUUGAAGCGUUGAACGUCAUCAAUGAGUCAUCUCCACUACAACGUCACACAUUCGUAUUUGCACCUUUGGAUGACCCACGGAUGUUGUCUGAAAUCGCAGCACAAGAUGCGGCGGAUGCUCGAGAAGGUUUGAAGAAAGGGGAGUCCGAAAUGGACAUAGAAGUCGGUGGUUCCAACACAAAACUGAAGUAUUUUGGACCGGAUGCACGCACCUCGUACUAUUUAAUGUACAGGGAGCUGCACAGCAAGCCUCACCUCUUUGUUGAUCGUGACACACAUGAGCAUCAUCACCGAGGUUCAAUACGAAGUAACUCAACUGUAACUGGUCGAAGACGCUCGACGGGAAUGCGACGAUCGCUACCGACGUUAGAACAAGCGCAGAUAUCUGUCGGAGGCGAAACGGACUUGGUAUCGUCUGUACCGCGUUCACCACGUACGCUCUUCCUUGGUGCGAGUCUUGCAGGGAGUCAAACAGCCCCGACGCUUCUACUAAGGAAGGAACAUAACCAACGGACCUUCGACCUCAGUCACCAGGGUCUAGGAGACAACUUUAUCGUGCGAUUUGCUGCGUGUUUACCAGAAUUGCCUCUUGUCGAGUGUAUUAAUGUGUGUGACAACCGAUUGACCGAUGCAGGGAUUAGCUGCUUAUUGCGAGCACUGGAGAACAAACCGCACUUAACGUCCCUGGACAUAUCGUCGAAUCCGAUCGGCGUCGAUGCAGCAAACAUCCUUCGGGGGUAUAUACGCUCUAACUUGAGUACGUUGCGUAUGUUGGCGUUGAAUGAAGUCUCGCUGAGUGAUCACGAGUGUGCACGACUAGCGAAAGCUUUGGAAUACAACAAAUCUAUUGAUCGGCUUUUGCUCCGUGGAAACCAGAUAGGGUUACAAGUGCUUACUGGUACAGGAGGGGAUUCCUUUGAUGAAAACGAGGAAGAAGAGGAAGCAAAGCCUACAAAGCUCUUGACUGGGGGACAGGCCCUCGGUAGCAUGCUCACAGCCAAUCUGACACUCCAGCACUUGGAUUUAUCAUGGAAUCAACUGCGUGCAGUUGGAUGUGGCUUCAUCGCUGCUGCAUUACCGUUGAACUAUCAAUUACGAGAGCUUGAUUUGAGUUACAACGCGUUGGGGGAUAAAGGAGCGUUGUCUCUAGCUCACGCUUUACGCGCAGGCGCUCGGUUAAAGAAACUGACGUUAAGUUACAACGGCAUCACUUCUCGAGGAGCUGUGGGUCUAGCCAGUGGUUUAGCCGUGAAUUCAUCGUUGUCGAUGCUGACUUUAGACGGAAAUCCGCUUGGAGCUCAGGGUGGUAAAGCUCUUAUGCAUGCCAGUUGUGCGCCACGACCAAACACGGGAGAAGCGUCAACUGUAUGUCAACUGUCCCUGUUGGAUUGUAGCUUAAACGUUUCGGCCCCAAAGAUGUCAGCAGCUACAGGAGAUGAGCAAUUGCAUGUAUUUAACCCGGUGGACCCAGCAGGCAGCUACGUAUUGGACCUCAGUGACGCCUACGAGCACAUGGUCGCGCACGAAUUAUUGCGACUUGCAGUGUCACAUCCUGCACGUUUCCACUUUACAAAACUCGAGUAUAACGCGUUGACACAGAGAGGACAAGUGACAAAGCUCGAAAUGGUUAAACGACGUAUCAUUCCUUCCUCAGCUUCGAUGGAGACAAUCGAUACCACUAGCAGUGGGAAAUCCCUGAAUCCAGUGGCAUUGUUGUUUCAGCGACUUGAUGAAGAUGGAUCGGGCUCUGUGGAGUUUAAUGAGCUUGGGGACGCAUUACGUAGCUGUGGGAUUGAUGUAUGUGAUGAACAACUCGUGGGUUUACUGGAAAAAUACGAUUAUGACAAAAGUGGUUCUUUUCACAAACGUGAAUUUGGCGAUUUAUUCGCACGAGUUGGGUUUGCAUUUGUUGAUUCGGAUAAUUCGGGUUCGUUGGAUACAGAAGAGCUUCGACGUGUAUUUCAACUACUGGGUGUGACAGAAGAACUCGAAGUCAAUGAUGAUAUUGCUCGAAUGAUUUCUAAGUACGAUCUGGAUGGUUCAGGGGAAAUCGAUGCUUUCGAGUUCCUUGAAUUUAUGACUUCCGAGGUGUUUACAGUCCAAGAUGCACAGAAAAAUAAAGAAAACGAGGAAGCCAAGUUGACAAGACUUGAACCGUGUGAAGUUGGUUCUGGAGCGAGCUGGCAGAUUCCGAACGUUGGUCAACUCACCGCUGAUUUUGCUCAUAGUGGUGGAGUUGAUAGCAAUACCGGUGGAAGUUCAAGCGAAAUUUACCCGCCAUCAGACUCUUUGUUGAUGCCAGAUAAUAUGCUAUCGAGAUUCCUUGUCAAUGCGUCAAGUAUCAGCCGAAAUAUAACAGAACAAACGGAAUUUUUACAUAGCGUUCUCGCCGAAUCCGGGUUGUUUUUAUCUGCAGUACAAGGAGAGCAGCUUCUUACUCGACAAGGGGUAGCUUCGUCCACCGUCCGACCGGGUAGGAGACUGGUCGCCCUUGCGAAGCUGUUGCCCCAGAUUAUUGAUCACCGUGAAGCGGCUAGUCUGGUGACUCGUAUCGUGGAUAUUCACAACCAAUGGCUUGAGCGUCUUGCAUUGCGUCGUUGGAUCGGACCUCAGCUGUAUAGUGUACUGGUAGGAUCUCUCACCAACACCUAUUCUUUUGAUCUCAAUCGCGAGGAUCAUCAAGUGGCUUUACGUAGAUUAGCACUGAUUGCUCAAGAGGAAAAGCAGUUCAGUCGUUGGCGAUCUGGACGUGGAGAUACGUCACAAAGUGGCAAUUGGGAGAACUUCAGAUGGGCUACGUUAGACGGUGAACCGGUAUUACUCUCUAGUUCCUACAUCCUCAACAAGCUGCUAGGACCGGUAGAACGCUCUUUGCUUCCAUCUUCGAAACUUUGUUUUUAUUACGUGAGUACAACUCGGCCUCCACGAGGCACGAAACCUCUUAGUCAACGCAGAUUUGAACAAUUGGCUGCUGUAUUGGUACAACCGCCGGGCGAGAGUGAUAUAUCUGCUCUAUGUGAAGACCACCGUGACCAGGAACAAGACUUAGCUAUGUCUAACGAUAAGAAGAGGACACAGGCUAUACUGCGUUGGGAGCUUUUGAAGAGGUUUGUAAAGACUCAUCGCGUUACUGAGAAGCGGAAUAAAAACAAGAGAAGAAGUAUCGCUGGAGAAACGAUGGAUCGACUUACGAAUACAUUGGAGAAUUUACAUCAGAAAUUACAACUAUUGGAGAUUCUGGUGGCUGAUCGAUGGCUUACCUGCGCCCAAGCACAAGACUUGGUAUCGGCAUUCCCGAACGCAGUCAGAGCUCGUGCUCGAGCAGCUUGUCUAAUUUUCUCUCGCAUUGUUGAUAUUGAGAAUUUUAUCCAGAUAUAUGACGGUCUGUCGAUUGAAGAUCAAGAAGAAUGUGUUAAGCGGCUUGGGUGGCUAAAUAUUUUAGAUCCAGUACUGCCAGAACGACAAUAUCCGCCACUGGAUUUGAGUAUUUACGAUGAACGCGAACUCGUACAAAUACUAGCACAGCUCGCAUUACAAGAAGGAACUUCUAGCUGGCAGAACGCUUCAUAUCGCCCAAACAUCGCUUCUGCUGGCAGUGAUCAAACGACGGAGGGUUUCUCUGUACUCCCACCACCUGGAUGGGGUCGACCUGACGCGGUGGGCCCAGACAGUGUGAAACACCAUGGCACGGUUUGCUUGCGUUACCAAAGUUACCCAAUGGAGGGGACGGACGAAACUCAGCGAGAUGCUGAAAGACUCGCGCUUCGGGAUCGUGUGUUAUGCGGUUCAAGACUUUUCCUCUAAGGAUCGCGAAGAACAGUUUCACUUUACCAACCUGUGGAAUAUUUAUUGUAUUCUGCCGACGUUUCGUUGCUAUUGGUCACCCUGCGGUUGUCAGCCGGAAACCAUUCAGGAGGCACAUGCCGACCAAUUGAAACAUACUCAAGUACCCACCAAACGAUUCGAAACUCACUUAAGUUGACACGUGAAACAAUAAAGCACUUCAAGAUAUUUGUUAACAGAGCGAUACAAAUAUCAUCCUG
Phytophthora nicotianae INRA-310 is the source of this 4127-nucleotide messenger RNA. RefSeq lists its product as hypothetical. The transcript has 3 exons. Bases 1 to 3888 code for a protein of 1295 amino acids. The record is from RefSeq and is a predicted model, not a curated record. Gene Ontology annotation, biological process: nucleocytoplasmic transport; activation of GTPase activity. Gene Ontology annotation, cellular component: perinuclear region of cytoplasm; cytosol; nucleus. Lineage: Eukaryota; Oomycota; Peronosporomycetes; Peronosporales; Peronosporaceae. Gene Ontology annotation, molecular function: small GTPase binding; calcium ion binding; GTPase activator activity.